Molecule: messenger RNA, 237 nt
Organism: Dromiciops gliroides (monito del monte)
Lineage: Eukaryota; Metazoa; Chordata; Mammalia; Microbiotheria; Microbiotheriidae
Product: keratin-associated protein 19-4-like
Exons: 1
Coding region: 1-237 (78 amino acids)
Source: RefSeq, a predicted model, not a curated record
AUGAGCUACUACAGCAACUACUAUGGUGGCCUGGGCUAUGGCUAUGGCUCUGGUUAUGGCUGUGGAUGUGGCAGCUUCCGUGGCCUAGGCUAUGGCUUUGGUGGCUAUGGCUUUGGAGGCCUGGGCUAUGGCAGCUACAGAGGCCUAGGCUAUGGCGGCUAUGGCUGUGGUGGCUUUGGCUGUGGCAGCUACCACCCAUCUUUCUUUGGAAGGUAUUCUUCCUAUGGCUUCUAUUGA